Glycine soja is the source of this 1941-nucleotide messenger RNA. RefSeq lists its product as uncharacterized. The record is from RefSeq and is a predicted model, not a curated record. The coding region runs from base 440 to 1861 and encodes 473 amino acids. The transcript has 5 exons. NCBI's taxonomy places the organism in Eukaryota, Viridiplantae, Streptophyta, Magnoliopsida, Fabales, Fabaceae.
UUGGAAGACUUAAAGCUCACUCUUGUGUUGAUGAUGUACUCUUUCGUUCCCUUCCUCUUCCCAUCCAUGUCCUCGAGAUAGGAAAAGAAAGAGUAAGACUAAGGAGGGUUUGUGAGCCGUGACACACAACACAGCACAUAGUGGCCUGAAGAGUGAAGACACAGGACAGAACUGUGUUUUUGGCUCCUUUCAUGUGAGUCAAGUCAUUGGUGUACUUAUUAUUAUAGACCCCGGUUCCAACCAAGUCUAACACACUUUUUCCUUGUUCAGUCUUCUGUUCUGUUCCCUCUGCCUCCACGGUCACUUUCCCCUGACCCACACUCUCUCUUCAAUACAUCAUCUGAAACUAAUGCAAAAUUUCCAAAUAACCGAACCACACUACUAAUCACAACAACACUCCAUUCCCAUUCCUCUCACAUCAAAUUCACAGUGCCAUGCCAUGGACCUCCCCAGCCACAAAUUCUUUCAACCUCCAUCUACAUUGGCACCACAUGGGGUAGCACUACUCACUGAGAGCAACAUGAGCAUGUAUGGGAAAAGCAAAGACAACCCUUUUGCAGAUGAUUUCCCUGACCCACUUUGCAAGCUCAACCUGAAGGAAACCUCUGAGUUUGUCAAGUCAUUGCCUUUACCUUUGCCAAUGCCAAAUGGCAGAGCUGAAAGCAGAGGCCACUCUGUUUCACAGCAGAGGAGGCUACUAGAUUCUCCCUCCACACCCGGUAGACCAGUUUUCACCUUCAGCUCUGGCCUUCCUAGAAAGAGCUUUCCUUCCAAAUGGGAUGAUGCAGAGAAAUGGCUCAUGAGCACUUCUUGCCAUGACUCACCUGCUCACAACAACACCACUUUGAAGGUUUCAGUUUCAGACUCCUCAAAGAUCACAACCAGACAACAACAUUGUGGUGAUGAUGUUGUUGGCUUCAAGCAGCAAAUGGAAGGUUUCUCGGAGAAAUCAAGGGUCACAGAAGAAAGGGUUUCGUCCAAAGCUGUACCAAACUUCCCUUGGUCUCCUUCUUUGGACCACCACCAUAACACACUCGGUUCUUUCAAUGGUGUUAAAGACAUUGUACUAAAAGAUAAGUUCACAGACAGCAUAGAGCCUGUAUUGCCAAAUUUGAGAUAUUUAGAGCCGGCUAAAGAAGGGUUCUUGUUUAGGAACCAAGGUGGUGGAGCAAUGCAAGAUGCUUGCACAGAAGUGGUUCAACAUAGAGACAUUGGGACUGAGAUGACUCCUCUUGGAAGUUCCACAACUUCAAGAUGCCACACCCCAGUCAAGAUUUCAUCGCCGCCUCGCCACAACACUCCUGCAAGUAGGUCAGGACCAUUGGCCUUGGCUAGCAGUGCCUGCACUCUUGAUGUUAUUCAGCUUGAGGAGUGCCAUUUUUCCAAGCUGCAACUAGGAACACAGUAUGAUUUAGUCCCUUUAAAUUGGAGCUCAAGUGAGGAGGAAGAAAAGGAAAUAUCUAAAAGCUUGAGGCACAAUGGUAGCCACAAGGCUGAUUCAGACUGCAUUGCUGCUGCAUGGGAAGAAGAGGAGAAGACCAAGUGUUGUCUUAGGUAUCAGAGAGAAGAAGCAAAAAUCCAAGCUUGGGUAAACCUCCAAAAUGCUAAAGCAGAGGCCAGGUCAAGAAAGCUUGAGGUGAAAAUACAGAAGAUGAAAUCAAGCCUAGAGGAAAAGUUGAUGAAGAGGAUGUCAGUGGUUCACAGGAAAGCUGAGGAGUGGAGAGCAGAAGCUAGACAACAACACUUGGACCAAAUCCAGAAGGCCACUGUACAAGCUCAAAAGAUUAUUCAUAAACAUAACUCACAAUUUUCAAAGCCCAGUUCAUGUGGUUGCUUCCCUUGCAAUAACAACCAUCAUUAAAUAGUGUUGUUAGGUGUGUUAAAAGAGACUUGUUAAGGAUUUAAGGAUAAAGAAUAUUUAAUAAAAGCAAAAUUUUAAUA